Molecule: messenger RNA, 4831 nt
Organism: Ruditapes philippinarum (Manila clam)
Lineage: Eukaryota; Metazoa; Mollusca; Bivalvia; Venerida; Veneridae
Product: 5-oxoprolinase-like
Exons: 24
Biological process (GO): glutathione metabolic process
Cellular component (GO): cytosol
Molecular function (GO): 5-oxoprolinase (ATP-hydrolyzing) activity
Source: RefSeq, a predicted model, not a curated record
UUGGAUAUUAACACAGUAGCUGCAGGUGGAGGUUCCAUGUUGUUUUUUCGUUCAGGGAUGUUUGUGGUAGGGCCAGAUUCUGCUGGGGCUAACCCAGGACCUGCCUGCUAUAUGAAAGGUGGACCUUUGACAGUGACAGAUGCUAACCUGUGCCUCAACAGACUUUUACCACAAUACUUCCCUAAAAUAUUUGGGAAAACACAGGACCAACCUUUAGAUGUGACAACUACAAAAGAAACAUUUGUUAGGUUAACACAAGAGGUAAAUGAAUUCAUGCAGACACAAAGUAGCAGUUCAAAUGACCAGAUGAUGUCAUUAGAAGAGGUUGCUAUGGGAUUUAUAAAGGUUGCAAAUGAGACGAUGUGUCGACCAAUAAGAGCUCUUACACAGGCUAAAGGCCAUGAUACAUCAAGGCAUAUAUUAGCGUGUUUUGGAGGAGCUGGUGGUCAACAUGCAUGUGCAAUAGCUAGAAGUCUAGGCAUGACACAAGUCUUUGUACAUAGGUAUGCAGGUAUUUUAUCAGCAUAUGGAAUGGCUCUAGCAGAUGUUGUACAUGAAACCCAGGAACCUAGUGCUGUAAAAUAUAGAGAAGAAAAUCUGAAAUAUUUGAAUGAAAGGAUAAGCCAGCUUUCAACUCAGUGUAAACAAGAGCUGUUAAAUCAAGGUUUUGAAGAAAAUCAAAUAGAAACUGAGGCAUUCUUACACAUGAGGUAUGAGCGUACAGAUUGUGCUCUUAUGUGUUCUGCUAAGAACCAUUCUGCCAAACCAGGAACCAGUCAGUAUGGUGAUUUUAGGGCAGCAUUUCAAGAAAGGUAUCACAAAGAGUUUGGAUUCACAAUUACAGAUAGACCUAUUAUUGUUGAUGAUAUAAGGAUCCGUGGUGUUGGGAAGGCAUUUAUGCAGGUUGAAAAUAAUAUCCCAAAUGCUACUGGACUUCCUCCUGUGGAAUUGGUAAGCCAGUGUUACUUUGACAAUGGUUGGCUAAAGACAAAUGUAUACAUAUUGGAAAAUUUACGGGCUGGUCAUCUCAUUGAUGGUCCAGCUAUCAUCAUGAAUGGAAACAGCACAGUAUUGGUGGAACCAACCUGUCAAGCUUUGAUUACCAAAUCAGGUGAUGUUAAGAUAACUAUAGGUUCUGGAAUGGUAGAGAAAGUGGGGAAAUCUUUAGACAUGAUACAGUUGUCUAUAUUUUCACAUCGUUUUAUGAGUAUAGCAGAGCAAAUGGGAAGGGUGCUACAGAGAACUUCCAUUUCCACAAAUAUCAAGGAAAGGUUAGACUUCUCUUGUGCAAUGUUUGGUCCAGAUGGUGGACUGGUUGCUAAUGCCCCACAUAUACCUGUUCACUUAGGAGCCAUGCAGGAAACUGUGCAAUAUCAGAUGAAGACAUUGGGCAAUGAUAUUGAACCAGGUGAUGUGAUUUUAUCAAACCAUCCUCAGGCAGGUGGCAGUCAUCUGCCUGAUCUUACUGUCAUUACACCAGUGUUUUACCAGGGGGAGAAAAGCCCAGUAUUUUUUGUAGCUAGCAGAGGUCAUCAUGCAGAUAUAGGAGGAAUAACUCCUGGCUCAAUGCCACCACAUUCAAAAUAUCUGCAUGAAGAAGGUGCUGUAUUCAAAUCUUUUAAACUAGUAAAAGCUGGAAAAUAUCAAGAGCAAGCUGUUACAGAAGCACUGAAUGCCCCAUCACAGUUCCCAGGCAGCAGUGGUACCCGUAACCUACACGAUAACCUCAGUGACCUCAAGGCUCAAGUUGCUGCAAAUCAAAAAGGCAUCAACCUGAUCAAAGGUCUUAUAGAUGAGUAUGGCUUAGAUGUUGUCCAAGCUUACAUGGCACAUAUACAACAAAAUGCAGAAUUGGCAGUGAAGGAUAUGUUGAGAGAGAUAGCAAAACAGACUGAACUACGUACAGGCACAACAACACUGCAUGCUGUAGAUUACAUGGAUAAUGGUGCACCAAUCAAGCUUACUGUUGAUAUUGAUGCUGCUAAGGGAACUGCAGUCUGUGACUUCACAGGUUCGUCAUAUGAGGUGUAUGGUAAUCUGAAUGCGCCAAGGGCAGUAACUCUGUCAGCACUUAUUUACUGUCUGAGGUGUAUGGUUGGCCAUGAUGUCCCUCUUAAUCAGGGAUGUUUGAAGCCAGUUACAGUAAUUAUCCCCCAGGGCAGUAUUUUAGAUCCAAGUGAGAAUGCUGCAGUGGUUGGAGGCAAUGUCCUUACCUCACAGAGAAUUGUUGAUGUUAUACUGAAAUCUUUUGAUGUGUGUGCUGCUUCACAGGGUUGCAUGAAUAAUAUAACAUUUGGUGACAAUGAGUUUGGUCAUUAUGAAACAGUUGCAGGCGGUGCAGGGGCUGGACCCACUUGGGAUGGGAGAAGUGGAGUUCAUACACAUAUGACCAACACCAGAAUCACAGAUCCUGAAAUACUGGAGAGAAGAUACCCUGUGGUUCUUAAACGGUUUCAUCUUAAACCAAACACAGGAGGGCGUGGCAUGUACCAUGGCGGAGAUGGGGUCGUAAGAGAAUACUUGUGGCGGAAAUCUCUCACUCUCUCAGUGCUCACAGAAAGGAGGGUUUUCAGUCCAUAUGGUCUAAAUGGUGGACAUGCUGGGGAAAAGGGAUUAAACCUGAUGAUAUACAAAGAUGGCAGGAUAGUGAAUUUGUGUGGCAAGACAUCUGUAGACUGUAGUGCUGGGGAUGUAUUUUUAUUGCAAACUCCUGGUGGGGGUGGAUAUGGUUAUAAAGAUAAACAAGCUGAGGAUGAGCCAGACAGAAAGAGACCGAGGUUAGAUACAGGAAAGUCUACAUUGACUAUGGUGGGAACUGGCAGUGUGUUUGACUACAAGAGGUCCCAGGAAUCUGUUUAAAAGAAGUUCUAUUAAAUAAUUAAUAAUGUGAAAAAUAGGUUAUGGUGUUGAUUGUAUUCAUUUAUAUGUACUUGUGAUUGUAUUCAUUUAUAUGUACUUGUGAUUGUAUUCAUUUAUAUGUACUUGUGAUUGUAUUCAUUUAUAUGUACUUGUGAUUGUAUUCAUUUAUAUGUACUUGUGAUUGUAUUCAUUUAUAUGUACUAUUUGGAGAGAUAACCUGGACACAUAAGUAAUGGUGAUGUAAUGAUUUGAUUUUAUCCCCAUGCCAGAGGUGAAGGGAAUAUUAGAAAUGGUCUCCCUCCAUGCUUUUGUCACAGUUUUGUCAAGAGCAUAACUCCAAAAGUAGUAAGUGAUCUUUUUCAGGAUCCAUACACUAAUAGGGAACAAUAGCUUGCAAGAAUUUCCUACUAUACUUGAACAGAACAGAACGCAUAAGUACAUGUGGGAGGGGACUUCAAUAUGCAACCAGACAUUGACCUUGUACAGUGGACAGCCCAAGGUGAUAUUGAAGUCAACCCAACAAUUAUUAAGAUGUGGAUAGGGAUCAUUUAGUCAUCAUUUAUUGAGGGGUUGUAACAAAAAUGGUCAUUAUCAUGACUAUUUAUUCAGACAAAGAAUGAGUACCAAGUCUAGAUGUGCAUUUUUAUGCCCCCACAAUGUGGGAGCAUAUAGCGUUGCACUUGUCCGUCCGUCAGUCCGUCCGUACGUCCCGAAAUCUUGUGAACGCAACUCCUCUUAAACCGGAUGGCAGAUUUUGCUUAAACUUACAGGGAUGAACAAACUUAAUGUGUAGAUGGCAGUAAAGGAAGGAAUUUUUGCUUCGACCAAAUUUAACAGAAUUAUGGCCCUUUGUUGAUUUUUUCACUAUAUACUAUGUAGAAAUUUUGUGAACGCAACUCCUCUUAAACCGGAUGGCAGAUUUUGCUUAAACUUCCAGGGAUUAACAACCUUAAUGUGUAGAUGGUAGUAAAGGAAGGAAUUUUUGCUGCGACCAAAUUUAACAGAAUUAUGGCCCUUUGUUGAUUUUUAGUUUUCAACUUGUGGCACAUGUAGUUCAAAAAAUAUUUGACCUAGAGUCAUAAGAUGGACAGAACAGUGGCGUGUGGAGGCAUCCGUGUCCUAUGGACACAUUUCUAGUUCCAUUUAAAAAUUAUCGUUAGAUAUGUGGCCCUGUCUUGACUACUUCUAUUUAAUGAUAACUGAAGCAAUUUGAGUGAAACAUUAAAUGAUUAAUUGGUAGCUCAAGUAUUUGUGCAUUUUUAACGGGUUUUCAGGUUGAAUGAAUUUUGGCUGAGUUAUUGCCCUUGAAUAAUAAAUGUGUUUUGGCCUGUUAAUGAUUAUUGUGUCUCCUGCUACACAGAAGCUGCAACAUGUUACAAAGUAUCAGCGACAUACAGCGAACAAACUGUCCAGUCACUUCUCUAUACCAGUGCUUAAUUGACUAUCAUUAGGCGACAAAUGUGAAUAUGUGACAUCACUGAUCGCCCUUGUUAGGUUAUCAAAUAAAAAAAUCAAACAUAUGUACUCUACUUUACCAUAUCUAUAUGGAUUUUUAAGGAAAACUGUACUCGUCAUGACCAUAUGGCAUUUUAAGGAGUUCAUCUUUCCAAGUAAAAUUUGCCAUCGGGCCUAUGUUGCAACGGUCCAUAUACUGAGAAACUAUCAAAGUUAUUCGCUUCAAACUUGGAAUACAUCUUGGACAUUCCAUUUUUAGCUCAAGUUUUUAACUCACAUGACCACAACAUGCUCAUGGUAAGCUAUUGUGAUUCCCCGUCUGUCAUCGUGUGUCGUUAAUAAUGUCUUUAAACAACAUCUCCAAUGACUGCACAGUAACCAAACUUUACAUGAAUAAUUAUUUAUUUAUUAAUUUAUUAUUAUUAAUUGAGUUCAAAAUGCAAACUUUAAAACUCUUUUUGUCUGAAAGUACAAGGCCCAGAGCUUUGAUAUACAUAUAGAUAAAAUAAAAAUGUUU